AAAGAUUUCGCGAGUAUCUUCCGAGCCCCCGAAGAAGCAUCUAGACACUUCCAGCACCACCCUCCCACACCGCUCACCUAUAAACUCUCAGUCUUCAACCCAAGGAGUCCCGCUGCUCCUAAACCCAUUAUCCAAUUCAAGACUCCUCAAUACUUUGGACUUUCGAUUCAUCAAAUCCUGCCGGAGUUCCAGUUUGAUCAAGAACUGAGCCGAAAAUGAGCCGACAUCCGCUUGUAAAAUGGGCUCAGCGGUCUGACAAAUUAUUCAUUACUGUGGAGCUACCUGAUGCAAAGAAUGUGAAGCUUAAUCUUGAUCCAGAAGGGAAAUUUUUCUUUUCUGCUACCAGUGGAGCAGAUAAUACACCAUAUGAGAUAGAUAUUGAUCUUUACGACAAGGUUGAUGUGAAUGAGAGCAAAGCUAGUUUUACCUCUAGAAGUAUAUGCUAUCUAGUGAAGAAGGCAGAUAAUAAAUGGUGGAGCAGGCUUCUCAAGCAGGAGGGAAAACCACCAGUGUUUUUGAAAGUUGAUUGGGACAAAUGGGUAGAUGAAGAUGAACAAGACGAGAAAUCUGGUGGCAACAUGGAUUUUGGCGACUUUGAUUUCUCGAAAUUGAACAUGGGCGGACCUGGAGAUUUUGAUGCUGAGGCCGAUGAAGACGAUAGCAGUGACACCGACGAAGAGACCAAGGAAGAAACAGCCUCUGCUAAUGGUGUAUCUGAAGAAGCACCUGCUAGUAGUGAACCUGCAGCAAAAGCAUGACCGGACAAUUGCUUUUGUCAUAAUGUUACGGGACUUUUUGUUGCAUGCAUCUAACAGUGGCUACCUGGGGAGGGGACGUAGUUUAAGUUUUUAUUUCUUUUUUUUAUUUCUAAUUUAAGUCUCUUUCUGUCUACUUUGCUGUGUGAUAUAUCUUGUUAUCAGGAUUGUACAAGUGGAAUUCAUAUGGAUGUUCUUGUGGUUUGUGAUGUUCACUGCCGAUGCCUUCACCAUAAAUUCAUGAGAGACGAUGAAUGCAGAGUGCAACUAUACAACUCUAGCUCCUCUUCUCCGUCUCUUCUUUCUGUGAA
This is a messenger RNA of Sesamum indicum (sesame), 1066 nucleotides long. RefSeq names its product co-chaperone protein p23-1. Gene Ontology annotation, molecular function: Hsp90 protein binding; protein-folding chaperone binding. Gene Ontology annotation, biological process: protein folding; chaperone-mediated protein complex assembly. The record is from RefSeq and is a predicted model, not a curated record. NCBI's taxonomy places the organism in Eukaryota, Viridiplantae, Streptophyta, Magnoliopsida, Lamiales, Pedaliaceae. Gene Ontology annotation, cellular component: cytosol; nucleus.